Rangifer tarandus platyrhynchus (Svalbard reindeer) is the source of this 1239-nucleotide messenger RNA. The record is from the annotation of a GenBank genome assembly. NCBI's taxonomy places the organism in Eukaryota, Metazoa, Chordata, Mammalia, Artiodactyla, Cervidae.
AUGUCUUUCCGUGAUCUCCGCAAUUUUACAGAGAUGAUGAGAGCCUUGGGAUACCCUCGACAUAUUUCCAUGGAAAACUUCCGCACACCAAAUUUUGGGCUUGUAUCUGAAGUGCUUCUCUGGCUUGUGAAAAGGUACGAACCUCAGAAUGACAUCCCUUCUGAUGUUGAGACUGAACAAGACCGAGUUUUCUUCAUUAAGGCAAUUGCCCAGUUCAUGGCCACCAAGGCACAUAUAAAACUCAAUACCAAGAAGCUUUAUCAGGCAGACGGGUAUGCAGUGAAAGAACUACUGAAGAUCACCUCUGUCCUUUACAAUGCUAUGAAGACCAAAGGCAUGGAGGGCUCUAAACUAGGAGAGGAAGACGUCAGCAAGUUCAAGUUUGAUCUUGGCUCAAAGAUUGCAGAUUUAAAAGCAGCGAGGCAGCUUGCUUCUGAAAUCACUUCCAAAGGAGCAUCUCUAUAUGACUUGCUGGGCAAGGAGGUGGAGCUGAGGGAACUGAGGACAGAAGCAGUUGCCAGACCUCUGGAAAUAAAUGAGACUGAAAAAGUGAUGAGAAUUGCAAUAAAAGAUAUUCUGGCACAGGUUCAGAAGACAAAAGACCUGCUCAAUAACGUGGCCUCUGAUGAAGCUAACUUAGAAGCCAAAAUCGAAAAGAGGAAAUUAGAGCUGGAAAGAAAUCGGAAGCGACUGCAGACUCUGCAGAGCGUCAGGCCAGCGUUUAUGGAUGAAUAUGAGAAGAUUGAGGAGGAAUUGCAGAAGCAGUAUGAAAUUUAUCUUGAGAAGUUUCGGAAUCUGGCUUAUCUGGAGCAGCAGCUGGAGGAUUAUCACAGGAUGGAGCAGGAGAGGUUUGAGGAAACUGAGAACACUCUCCGUCUGAUGCAGAACAAGCUCAAGGAGGAAGGAAAACGUCUGCUCAAGAGCGGAAGUAAUGAUGACUCUGACAUUGACAUCCAGGAGGACGAUGAAUCCGACAGUGACAUGGAAGAGAGACGGCUGUCCAAGCUGCAUACGGCCAUGGAGGUGCUCAUGCAAGGACAAUCCAGCAAGCGCGUCGUGGGCACAAUGCAGGGUGGAGACACGGACGAUGACGAAGACUUGGAGGACAGUGAGAUUGACAUGGAGGAUGACGAAGAAGACGACGAUCUGGAAGAUGAGAGCGUGGCACUCUCACCAGCUAAGCCCAGUCGAAGAGGCCGGAAACCUGAGCCCCUGGAUGAGAGUGACAGUGACUUCUGA